Messenger RNA from Neurospora crassa OR74A, 531 nucleotides. Its product is annotated as ywbE protein. NCBI's taxonomy places the organism in Eukaryota, Fungi, Ascomycota, Sordariomycetes, Sordariales, Sordariaceae. The coding region runs from base 1 to 531 and encodes 176 amino acids. The record is from RefSeq and is a predicted model, not a curated record. The transcript has a single exon.
AUGCCCCCAGUACCAACAACGCGACAAGUCAUCCCCGGUGCUGGAGUCAACAUCGUCCUCAAAGUUGACCAGCCCACCGGCCGCACCGUAUCCGGCACUAUCCAGGAUGUGCUCACCAAAGGAAACCAUCCCCGCGGCAUCAAAGUCCGCCUCACUGAUGGACGAGUCGGCCGCGUGCAAUCCAUGAACAGCAACCCGGACAGUGGAAGCGCCGACAUGGAAUCCUUCAACGCCACCUUUGACUCUCCAUCACGCCAGCCCCAUCACCGUGGCGCUUCACGUCCAGACCGUGGCGGACAUCCCCAACCUCCCCCGACGCAGCAGUUCGGUCUGGAUGCGUAUAUCAAGCCGGCCAAGACCAAAGGAAGAAGAGGUGGAGCUGGUCAGAGCUCUACCGUAUCCCAUCCUUUGCCGUCUACUACUACUACUGCUGUUGAACCGGAAGAGGAAUCGGUAUGCCCGGUAUGUGCCGAUUUCUGGGGUGAUGCCACGGCGGUUGCUCAUCAUGUUGCUGCUCACUUUGGUGAAUGA